Lytechinus pictus (painted urchin) is the source of this 6604-nucleotide messenger RNA. RefSeq lists its product as uncharacterized. NCBI's taxonomy places the organism in Eukaryota, Metazoa, Echinodermata, Echinoidea, Temnopleuroida, Toxopneustidae. The record is from RefSeq and is a predicted model, not a curated record. The transcript has 23 exons. Gene Ontology annotation, cellular component: nucleus. Bases 132 to 3017 code for a protein of 961 amino acids. Gene Ontology annotation, molecular function: transcription cis-regulatory region binding; protein binding; beta-N-acetylhexosaminidase activity. Gene Ontology annotation, biological process: positive regulation of transcription by RNA polymerase II; carbohydrate metabolic process.
GCUGUAUACUGAUUCUCAUUGCAACGUGAAACAAAAUUUGCUCCCUGUAUCUACAUUGUACAUGUAUGAGUGGGGGUAUGUACAUGUAUUUGCUCUUCCAUCUGAAGUGACUUUGUAAUCAAAGCACAACAAUGGAUACCAAACUUUUGGAUGCAUUGAAUUCUGUCACCCCGGACCAUGGAAAUAUGCUACAUCUAGCUGCUAAGCUUGGUAAUGCUGAUGUUGUAAGAGCCUUGUUGGUGUCUGGUGUUGAUCCUACUAUUAAAGACAGUCAAGAACAGACAGCUUACGACAUCGCUAAAGCUUCCAAACAACUCAGCAUGGUCUUUCAUGAUGUUCUUCUGCAGUCCAUUGCUCAAUCCAAGGCAGAGCAAGUGAAGCAGUUUCUAGAUAGUGGUCUUGAUAUCAAUAAUAAAGAUGAAGCAACAGGGGGCAAUACAGCCCUACAUUGGGCAGCUAGCUUCUCAGGACUAGAAAUCAUCAAAAUACUCUUAGAGCACAAUGCAGAUGUGAACGCUACUAAUUCCGAUGGGACCACACCCUUACAUGAUGCUGUCUUGAGGGGGGAUGUUGACAUUGUGAAGGAGCUGGUUGCAGGGGGUGCAGACAUCAAUGCUAAAGCAACAGGAGGUAAAUCAGAAGGAAAGAGUCCAUUAGAUUUAGCAGAGGAUAGUCAAGAACUGAAAGAUGUAUUAGUCCCACCAGUCAUCAUGAAUGGACACGCAGAGAAUGGACAGAAUGGUGAAACAGUAGAGCAAUCUGAUGAUGCAGAUAGUGUAGAUGUGCCUUUCUUUUCAGUCACUUUGGAGGAGGUCAAGACUGAAGAAGAGAAGGAUUCAUCUGUCAAGGAUGAUUCUACUACAACCCCAGAGGCUGCGAGUCCUCAAGUAUCAUCAUCAGUCCAAGACGAGGAUGAGGAAGAUGACGGGGAGGUUGAGGUGGAGACUGUAGAAGAAGAGGAAGAGGAGGAGGAGGAUGUUGAAGAAGACCCAAGGCUGGCCUUUCUCUGGCCCAAACCUCAGCAGCUUGUCCAGAAGAAUGGAAACAAAUUUACUCUUAGCCAGGAUUUCAGUGUACAACUAGCAGCUAUGCCUCAAUCAGGUACCCUUGAACCCAUGGUUGACCUCUGGACGAUCCAGUCAGCCGUCUUGAUGGAGAAAGGCUAUCGUUGUGUUUUGGAGAAUUCUGUAGUAUGCCUAGAUCCUACUGCUCAGAUUGUUUGUACUAUCAACCCUCUACCAUUCUGCAGAGAGGAAAGCUAUAGGUUAUCAGUCAGUGAAAAGAUGGUGACGAUCGUUGCUGCUGAUCUUCCAGGUCUAUGGCAUGCUACAAGUACAUUUGUUCAGUUGGUCCAGCUCUGUCACAAGGAUGGCAUUCCACAGCUUGAGAUAUCUGAUUGGCCUAGCAUCAAACAUAGAGCUGUCAUGUUAGACUUAUCAGCUGGCAGAGUACCAAGGAUGGAUACUCUACUUCAACUUGUGAAUAGUUUUGCUCAGCUCAAAUACAAUGAGCUUCAUCUGUAUGUGAAAGCAUACAAGGAUAGUCCUAUACAUGACACCAUGCCAUAUUCUGGAAGUGAAUUGCUUGACCUGGAAGUGUUUUGUCAGUGGAGGUUCAUCAAGUUAGUUCCUCACAUUGAUCUGAUGGAAGAUAGUGACCUUUCACCUCCUCUCUUCUCAAUCUUCCAACAAGUCCUAUCAAGAUUUGGAUCCACAAAGGUUGUGAACAUUGGACCAAACUUGACAAGGAAGCUGUUAGAUUCAGUGCCUCCUCCAAGCCCUCGUCCAGAAACACCACAAGAUGGAAACACCUCAACAGAUCAGUCAAAGACACCUGAUCCUACUACAAAGAAGGAAUCAUCGGACACCAAGACGACAGAGUCUGGAGAAACAGAGACGGAACCAGAAGCAGAAGUAGUACAAGAGGAUGAAGUAGAACUCCCAAGACCGUCACCAUUCAUUCUAAGUAUACAAGAUCAACUGAGGUUGAUAGGCGUUGGAAGGAAUCAAACAGCACUCUUCUGUGCUAAUGUUAUCUCUGUAUAUGAGACCAGCUUCAAACAACUCCCCAUAGGAAGUGUAGCUAUGCUGUAUGGCUCCAAAAGCAACUCUGACUUUCAGAAGUCAGGAAAGAAGCUACUUGGAAGUGGACAAGGUUUCUAUGUGUGCCCUGGAACAGGUGUCUGGAAUAGUUUGGGUGGUGGUCCAGAAGGCUCUAUCUGUAACAUAUCUAAUGCCAUCAAGACAGCUACUACAAACCCCAAUGCCAUUGGUCUCCUAUUGACCAACUGGGCUGGUUGUACUUACUCCAAUCAUCCAGUACUUAGCUGGCCAGGUUACAUCGCUGCAGCAGGCCUGUCUUGGAAUGCAUCAACACCUCUGGAAUUUCUCCAUUGCAACCUGUCUGCAAUGAUCAAUCGUCACAUGCUACAGGACCCUGACUCACCGCUUGGUGAAGCUAUCCUUGAAGUCGGUCGCAUCGAUACCUACCUCACCCAGGCAACACUCAAUCAACUAGAUCUACCCAUCACUCACAAAUCAGUGGUCAUACCGGCCAAAGAGGGCUCCUUCCUCUGUCGGGUCAUCCAGGAUACGGACAGUGUUGAUCUGGAGUUCAUGACACUCGAAGUCAUCAAUACUGCCAUGAGAAGGAUACGCAAGUCACAAACUUCUCUGAAUGCUGUAGAUAAACUCAAGCUCGACAGGAGGGUUUAUAUUCAGGUUCAUCUUACUCUUGACUUGAUGUUCUGGGCUUGCAAGAUUGUAAGAGCUUUAGUGAUUACUGGUAAGAAACCCAACCAUGCCCAGAGUGGUUUCAAUGUCAUCAACGUAGGACUUGCCAACCUAUCUGCCACCACAAAGACAGAUUCAGCUAAUAAGUUAUUGAGUAUGAUGGAAGAGUACAGGACUGUUUGGUUAGAUCAAUGUUUCCAGCCUGGUCUUGAGGAUUCAGGGAUGUUCUUCAAAGGUGUCCUCAAACAUUUAGUACCAGAAGGUGCUGAAAGGACAGAAGAUUAGUUUUGAAAGGAUUUUCUUUAUAAUAGCCAUCAGUGCUGGAGCCAUUUAUAUCAUAUCUCAAAAUAUUCAAGAGAGUGGGGGAAAAAAAAUCAAUUGUAUACAAUUUGAUUGUCUCUGCUUUGGUAUCGCAUAGUGGCUUCAUUUUUUUAAGGUAAACAGUUUGGAUACCGACAAUAGGACACUUAAUAGUUUUUCAAGUCAUUGAAAAUCAAAAGAAAAUAAUAAUUAAUUUUCCUCAAAAAUUUCAGACAGGAGGUCUUGUCAAAUCUGCAACAAUAUGUAUGAAUAUAUAAGAUGAUAUUGAGAAAUUUAUUAUUUUGGGGGAAUGAUUCCUGGAAUGACCUUGUAACCUGUAUCAAUUCUUUAUUUUGAUAAUGAAAAUUUCUAUGAUUUUACAUUUUAUAUUAUUCCAUAUUUAGUAGCUUGAUUACUGAAUGCUUAUAUUUCCAAUUCAUAGAUGGUGAACAAAUAUGUUUAUAUGAUAAUUAGAAAUCUUAAUUAUUGAUUUAUUAUGAAAUGUAUAUUUUGCUUUUACAUUAAAUGUAUUGUGAAUUUUAUUUCUUGGUGGGUCAUCUUAUCCAGAUCUUAUAUGACUUGAAUGUUUUGUAUUUGCCUCAGAUAAUGAUUUUUAGUGCAAAUGAAUUCUUGGUCUUCUAAUACAAAACUUAGCAAUUGAUCCUAGGACUGAUUACAUUGUAGAUUAUAAUAUGCAAUCAAUCAUAUCAUCAGCAGUAAAAUCAAUUGUUGAGCCUUGUGUUAUUAGAUCCUAAUGUUGUUAAGAGAGGUAAUCUGUUUCUGCAAUUCUUUGACCACACACUCUUCUCAUUCCAUUAGGCAUAUUAUAAGAGCCAACGUGUGUACUUCGUUCAUAUUCAGGGCCCCAUUUCUAGAAAGCAUCAUAACUCCAGCAUGAUGCCAUCUCUAUGGAAAGCCAAGCUGGACAAUAAUCAUCUGUGAACAGACAUAUGCUUUCCAUGUUCGAAUUCCAUUCUUCUGCAUCUUGUCCAAUCAGUGUAUUGUGCAGCUUGGCUUUCUAUAGAGAUGGUAUCAGGCUGGAGUUAUAACACUGAUGAUAUGGGCCCCAGGUGUCUUUUUGUGAAUAUUUUUUUUACUUUGACAUGUAUCUGUUUCUAGUGAGUUUUUAUUGUUGAGUUACUGGAAUAUCUGUGAUAAAGAAUCCAUCUUGAAAGGCUGAUCAUGAUCAUUUUUAUCUUAUUUAUUUGCAGUUCUUUGAAAAUAUUUCUGCAGACGGCUUAUUUGGAAAUGUGUAAUGAGUCUGUGAAAGAUAUUUCACUUAAAGAGGACUUUGCAAAAUACCUUGAAAUUUGGUGUAUGUGUUCCUGUUAAGAUGCUUUUAUCAACAAAAAUAAGAUUUUUUUUUUAAAAUACAAUAUGCUUAUGUCUGUAGAAAUUUAUUUCCUUUUGGCUUUUCAUUUUCUUUAGAUUUUUAUCAGUGGAUGAUUGAGUCAAGAAAGCUAAGAGGCGUAAGGACAUUAUUUUUUUUCUCUGUGUAUAUUAAAUGCUUUGAAAAGUUCAUUACUUUUAUCUUAUUCCAUACAGUAGUGGCCAUGGUUUCCAACCAUGAAAGUAAGUGCCACUAGGGUAUGUUUUACUGUUUAUUUAUUUCAUAUGUCUCUCUUUCCUUUCACUCUUUAUCCUUCCUGUCCUAUGGUAUCAAUUCCCUUGUAUUGUAAUUAGUUUGCCCCCCCCUCAUUUAUUUGCUUUUUGAGGACACCAUAAUGACUUAUACCAUGGGCAAGUGUCCAUGGGAAAGCCAUUCCCUGUCAUUUUUUAUAAGUGGUCCAAAAGAAGUAAUGGAAGAAUUCAGGAAGGAAGGGGUUUGUUCUCUGCUAUCAAAAUACCCUGGUGCUGCAUUGAUCUUGAACUGCAUGAAUUUUCCUUUUCUCCUAUUGUAGUAAUUAGUACAAUGUACCCAGAGUUGGUACAAUGUUACUUUAUUGACACUACCUUUGAUUCAGUACUAGCAAGUGAGAAAAACAAUGCAUUUAAUUUUAUUUUUAUAGGCAGAUUUUUUUUUGCACGUAAUGGAAUGAUAGGAUAUACUUUGGAGGAGAAGCCCAUAUGGUUAGAUGGCAGACAGUGUUUGAUCAUUUGAUGAUAAGCAAGUACAUUCCCCAAACAAAGAAAUGGGGAAAAUUUUGCCUCAUUGCAUGAUGGUGCUGGUACAGAUUGCUGCCAUUUUUAUUCACUAUUCAUAUGUGAUAGGAUAGUGGAUGCCUUUAUGUUGAGAGCUGCUGCCUUGAUAUCCAUAUAGUGCCAUAUGCUAGAAAUAUUCCUUGCAAUUUGCAAAUAAACUGAAUAUUUGAGGGUAAUAUUUAAGGGUUUCAUUUAUGAAAAUGAAUGUUACUUUUAUAGCGGUGUCACUAUGUAUUGAAAUCCCAGAUUACUCCUCAGGGAGUGGAGAUGAGGCAUAUUGUGUGAAAAAGAAUGUAAUUACUACGGUAGUAUUAUUGGUUCAGUACAAAGAGAUUGUAUUUUGCCUGACUUGUAUGGUAAGACAUUUCUUGUAAGCAAAGCUGUAUUCAAGGGAAGUAGUAAGUAUCCCUUAUAGAUUAUUGUUAUAUUUCUGAAAAUUACAUUUCUUUUCUGUUUUUUGUACUUCAAGAGCAAUGUCUAGUUAUGUGAUUUAAGUUUUGAUUUUUAUCUAGAUGAAUAUUUAAGAAAAAAUAAAAAUAGAACUAUUGUAUCUCUUUAUGAUUGAAUCCAAGAAUGAUUUCACAGUCAAUCUUAUACACUUAUAUGCUUCUGGAAGUCUUUCAUGAACCAAUUGAGUCACUGAUUUUUGUUGACAGUUGUUUUAAGGUACUGAAAUUCUUACUUCUGAUUGGCUGAGAUAAAAUUUGUAGAUAAAAAUCACAUAGAAGAUGCGACACUAACAGUCCCCUUCUGCAUUCAGGAGAGAAAACAUCCUCUGGAUUUGAUCAAGUCCAGGACCCUGACAUAUACAUGAUGCAAUCAAACUUACAAUUAAGAAUAGUUGUAAGUCGAUAGCAAACUGUGUACAAAAAGUUGCAAUUUUGUUACAGGGCCCAGGGCCCCAUCUUACAAAGACUUGUGAUUGAUUCAAUCAACCACAACUGUGGAAAGCCAGCAACGUCAACAUUGAAUAUUCAUAUUUGUUCAAAACAUUUUCUAGAUAUGAUUUCUCUAUUCAUAGUUUUCUUGAAAAUUCAGUGUGCUUCUCUUUGUUUACAAAGGACAUUGUGCAAAUUCUUGAAGAAAAAUUAUGUCAUUGAUGGAUUUCCAUUUCCAUAAUUCUUUGUAAGAUGGGGCCCAGAUGUACUGGCUCAGUAUUUGUUUCUUAUUUCAAUGUAUAGUAAUAUUAUUUAAUUCAUCUACAGAGUCUUUCUGUUUAUUCUAUGAUUGAACAUGUGAAGAAGCUUCAAGUAUUUUUGUUUCUUUUAUGAUUUCAUAAUGGUAGACAACGAAUAGUGAUAUAAUUUCAAAAUUUAACUGUUCAUGAUUAUGAACAUAUAUGCCUGUCAUCAAUUGAUAAAGAGAAAAGAUAUCUACAGAUUUGAGUAUUUCAAAUGAAAUAGUAGCAAUAAAUAUUAAGUUUAUAUUCA